CUACUCUGAAAAGCAAACCAAAAAGCACGACAAACACGCAUUAUUUCUGCACAGAUGACGAAUUUGUGUAUGAAAACUUUUAUGCAGAUUUUGGACCUCUCAACCUGGCCAUGUUGUACAGGUACUGCUGUAAACUCAACAAAAAGCUCAAAUCGUUUUCACUGUCGAGAAAGAGGAUUGUUCAUUAUACCAGCUUUGAUCAGCACAAGAGAGCAAAUGCUGCGUUUUUAAUCGGUGCCUAUGCGGUGAUCUACCUGAAGAAAACACCAGAGGAAGCUAACAGAGCUCUGAUGUCAGAGUCAGCUUCAACAUAUCCUCCGUUCAGGGAUGCCUCUGUUGGAAACAGCACAUACAACCUGACCAUUCUGGACUGUUUACAGGGGAUCCGUAAGGCACUGCAGUAUGGCUUCUUUGACUUCGAGACGUUUGAUGUAGACGAGUAUGAACAUUACGAGCGUGUGGAGAAUGGUGACUUUAACUGGAUCGUACCAGGGCGGUUGCUGGCCUUCAGUGGACCCCAUUCCAAAAGCAAAAUAGAAAACGGGUACCCCCUGCACGCCCCAGAGGCCUACUUCCCUUACUUUCGAAAGCACAACGUGACCACCGUCGUCCGCCUCAACAAGAAGGUGUACGACGCCAGGCGCUUCACCGAGCGCGGGUUCGACCACUACGACCUGUUUUUCGAGGACGGCAGCACGCCCAGCGAGCUCAUCACCCGCCGCUUCCUGCACGUGUGCGAGAGUUCGGCCGGCGCGGUGGCCGUGCACUGCAAAGCUGGGCUGGGCCGAACAGGGACUCUGAUUGGCUGUUACCUGAUGAAGCACUACCGAUUCUCGGCGGGGGAGGCCAUUGCCUGGGUACGGAUCUGCAGACCAGGAUCCAUCAUCGGACCACAGCAGAACUUUCUGGAGGAGAAGCAGGCAAGCCUGUGGACGCAGGGAGAGGUACACCGUUCCAGACACGCACAGCAUCAGCUGUUGACCUCACAGGGCGUGUCCCGCCUCGUAUCCGGCGUGCAGGACCUGACUAUCAGACCCCACACCUGCCAGCCCCGCAGAGCGGAGCACGCCGAGGAGGAUGAGAGUGGGCGCGACAGGCUGCUUCUCACUCAGGGAGACAAACUGCGGGCGCUGAAGGGCAGCCGGCAGCCCAGGGCAGCGGCCAGCAGAGCCCACAGGCCGGAGGAGGAGAAGGUGCACAGCAGGGGCCAGGUCUUCUCCAGUCAGACGGACUGCGGGGGAAACGGUCAGGCGCUCAGCUCUGCCCCCAGGUCCUCUCGAGCGUCUCCGCACGCCUGCCCCUGGGAGACGCGCUCCUCCACCUCCGCCCCCAGCCUCCGGAGUGGUCCCUUCAGUCUGAACGCCUUCAGUACCAGAGCAGCUCUUCUGCACUGAUGCCAGCCUGCAACAUGGGUGGAGUCUGAUCCGCAGAUCCGC
This is a messenger RNA of Megalops cyprinoides (Indo-Pacific tarpon), 1436 nucleotides long. Its product is annotated as dual specificity protein phosphatase CDC14AB-like. NCBI's taxonomy places the organism in Eukaryota, Metazoa, Chordata, Actinopteri, Elopiformes, Megalopidae. The coding region runs from base 111 to 1394 and encodes 427 amino acids. The record is from RefSeq and is a predicted model, not a curated record. Gene Ontology annotation, cellular component: spindle pole; nucleolus; centrosome. Gene Ontology annotation, biological process: protein dephosphorylation; regulation of exit from mitosis; positive regulation of cytokinesis. Gene Ontology annotation, molecular function: protein tyrosine/serine/threonine phosphatase activity; protein serine/threonine phosphatase activity. The transcript has 14 exons.